ACUGCCGAAAGGUUGUAGGGCAAGAGGGUGUCUCCCCAAAACGGCCCGACCCUCCUUCGGCCUCUACAUGGACUAUAAUAGGAUGAGUUCCUUUUUAGAGUACCCACUUUGUAACCGGGGACCCAACGUCUACAGCGCCCCAACCUCCUUUCCCCCCAGCUCAGCUCCGGCCGUUGACAGCAGCUACGCAGGGGAGAACCGCUAUGGUGGAGGGCUGCCCAGCUCAGCGCUCCAACAAAACUCGGGGUAUCCUGUCCAGCAGCCGCCGUCAUCCCUGGGGGUGUCCUUUCCCAGCCCCGCUCCCUCGGGGUACGCCCCAGCCGCCUGCAACCCCAGCUAUGGGCCUUCCCAGUAUUAUUCUGUGGGUCAGUCGGACGGAGAUGGAAGCUAUUUUCAUCCGUCGAGCUACGGAGCCCAGCUAGGGGGGUUGCCUGACAGCUAUGGAGCGGGUGGAGUCGGCUCAGGACCAUAUACUCCGCCGCAGCCACCUUAUGGAACCGAGCAGACGGCAAACUUUGCACCAGCCUACGAUCUCCUCUCUGAGGACAAGGAGUCAUCUUGCUCGCCAGAACCCAGCACUCUCACUCCCCGGACCUUCGACUGGAUGAAGGUCAAGAGAAACCCACCUAAGACAGCGAAGGUGUCCGAGCUGGGACUGGGCGCUCCCGGCGGUCUCCGCACAAACUUCACCACGCGCCAGCUGACGGAGCUGGAGAAGGAAUUUCAUUUCAACAAAUACCUGAGCCGUGCCCGGAGGGUGGAGAUCGCCGCCACCCUGGAGCUCAAUGAAACGCAGGUGAAGAUCUGGUUCCAGAACCGGCGCAUGAAGCAGAAGAAGCGCGAGCGAGAGGGGGGCAGGGUGCCUGCAGGCCCUCCAGGUUGCCCCAAGGAAGCGGCUGGAGAUGCCUCCGACCAGUCUGCGUGCACCUCCCCAGAAGCCUCGCCCAGUUCCAUCACCUCUUGAACUGAACUUCCUAAGUAACCCGGCUUCCAACGCUGGACCAGCCCUCUCAUAGACUUUCCCAAACUUCACAACCCCGGUACCCUCCUCAAGGCUGAGGAACCAGCUUAGAGCUGCCUAGGAUGCUGGGCAGGAGUGGGAAAAUGUAUUUUUUUUCCCUCAGAUCUAGGGGUGGAGGGAUGAUUGAUGACUGGGGAUCCUUACAGGUCUUGGGACCUGGGGAGCACUCAGCUCCUCACAGGUCGAAGGAAAGCCUUUUUGGCUUUGUUCAGCCCAUCCUUCCAGGGCUGCUCCUUUCCUUUCCGACUCAGUUCAGUGCCUUUGCGUUUAGAGAGUUCUUCUUUCGCAUUCUUAUCCCAACUCUUCUUUCUAGGCCUGGGAUUUCUAGGCCGAGAGUCCUCGGGAUUUUCCGGUGGAGGAUGUGUUUUGAGUAUGGGCCCAUCACCACGAACCCUUAAUCUUAAUCCUUAAUCCAGCCAACUCGCCGCAGACUUUACAGUAGCACCUACUGUCUUGUGACAUACCAAAAAAAAAAAAACAACAACAACAAAAAAAAAAAAACAAAAAACAAAAAAAAAAAAAACCAACCAACCAACCAACCAAAAAACCCUAGUCCCAAGUAAUCCCACAAACCCUUCCUGGCACAUUUCUAUUGCACUAAUGCAGCCCUCAGAGGCUGGCUUAUGAGAUCUGCCCCUUCCCACUGGCAUCACUAUAUCACCAAAGCGGUUUUUUUUUGGAACUUGGCACUACAGGGAUUUUCGGAGCAUGGUCGCAAGGACUCCCUCAAGCAAGCCUCAACCAAGAAGGGGCGAGUACCCCCUCCCAGCUCCCUAUUUAUUACCUCCGGAAAAGGCCCCUCCCCUGCCCCCAUUCUCCUUUCCAUAAAACCACCCUACCCCUCGGGCAGUCUAGGGAGGCCCAGGAAUGGCGACAGAAUUCCCAGCAGCUUCGGACGUUUCUCUGAACCUUGGGGACAGCAGAGGGGCCACUUGAGUUUCUAGAAAACCAAGCUCCAAGCAAGCCAGGUUGUCUUUGUAUCUACAACUACCUCAAUGCAAUAAAGUCUGUUUUCUC
Messenger RNA from Mastomys coucha (southern multimammate mouse), 2038 nucleotides. It is a transcript of the gene Hoxb1, whose product is annotated as homeobox B1. Gene Ontology annotation, biological process: regulation of transcription by RNA polymerase II. Gene Ontology annotation, molecular function: RNA polymerase II cis-regulatory region sequence-specific DNA binding; DNA-binding transcription factor activity, RNA polymerase II-specific. Gene Ontology annotation, cellular component: nucleus. The transcript is spliced from 2 exons. Lineage: Eukaryota; Metazoa; Chordata; Mammalia; Rodentia; Muridae. The record is from RefSeq and is a predicted model, not a curated record. The coding region runs from base 68 to 964 and encodes 298 amino acids.